Messenger RNA from Geodia barretti, 802 nucleotides. Lineage: Eukaryota; Metazoa; Porifera; Demospongiae; Tetractinellida; Geodiidae. The record is from the annotation of a GenBank genome assembly.
UCAUGUGACGUCUGCUACAGAAUUUUGCUGAAUAGGCGUUUUUUUCCGACCGUGUUUUGUGAAGAACCGGAGGGUCUGGGGCAUUCUUUGGCUCGUCCACCGUGGGAACAGACUGGAAACGAUGGCUGAUGCCGCCCUGGCCGCUGCCGGCUUCCUCCUCGACAGAAAACUGGUGUUGGUGGAAAGGGGAGGAGUAACUGGUAGUCAUGGUGAUACAUUGCAAGUGGUGGUGGUGACCAUGGACGAGCUACCAAUGAAUGAACAAAACUUGACCAAGAACUUCAACCAACUUUUCAGAAAAUGCACGAAGAAGGAACUUGUAAGUGGCUUAUCCAACAAGUGUGAAAAGAGAGAGAAUCGAGACAUUCAGAGGUACUGUAUAGCCUCCUAUGGCCGAUCACUCCUCAAGAACCAGGGAGGCUGGGACGCUGAUCUGUGGAGGAGACUGUGUGAAGUGGCAAGGGAAGUUUCCUUCAGCACCCUGCUCCAUGAUCUUGUGGAAGUUGCAGAUUCCUCCUCCACGGCAAGGAGAGAUCUCUGGGGUGACCUGUAUAGCUCUGAUGGAACCAAGAAUUCUCUGGUGACGUUUGCCGAGAGACUGUCGGGCUGGAGUGGAGAUGGGGUCCAGGUCCCUCCUGAGAUGCUCUCCAGCCUCGUCUUCAGCUGCAGUACCAGCCAGCAAGGUCGGGGUGUCAUCGUCCAAUCGGUGAGCACCUUUCUCUGACUGCCAUGUUUGAUUGCAAUCGCACUUUGUUAGUUUUCUUGAGUGGAAGUAUAUAUAUGAGUCACACUCAGGAAAUUA